CUUUUACUUGUUCUUCUGUUCACAGAGCGGGCCGUAUGGGCCGUACGAAACAUCCACUGUCAACGCACACAGGAUCCACCUCUUGCUCAAUUCGUCGACUGUGGAAAGAGUUCAAAUAAAGUCGCCCACAACGAUAACUUCACUUGAGGUGGAUACCUCUACAAGUGGGUCUUGUCCAAGGUGGAGAUGGAUAUGCCGUUACGUUCGAUCCACCUCAAUCCACUUUUUCCCCCUGAGCAGCAAUUGCCGCCAUGCGCCGCGAAUCACAACCCUCGAUCGCGCUCUCACGUGGCCCUUCUCGAAAGAUCCUCGAAAGCCGAAAGGGAAUCGGCAAGUAAUUAUAGCAUCAUUACUACAGAAGGCAACGGCCCGAAGUGCAAAGAACGGAGAAGAACAACUUAAAUUCCAAACCCCGGCUCAACCUUCUUUCGUUACCCAGUCGCGAAUGUUACGCCUGCGUUUUGCAAUCCGAUCACUCAGCAUUUCAGGCGUGCCUUAUUUUAUUGCCUACUUCUCCGUCAUUUGGGACCUUCGGUAACGUACGCUAUCCACUGGAAUUGAGCUUCAUCUCUCCGGCGGCCCGCCAAUGUGCCCCACUUGAACCCCGCGCCGGGUAUGAGCCCCACGGGCACUUAUCGACAUUAGCGUGGUUCAACUCUGAGAUCAUAUCUUAUGCCCUCAAAAAAUGACAUGUGGACCGCCUAGGCAAGUGCUGACAGCCGUUCAGUUAUUAUUAUUAUGUACCUGAAUGCCUACGGGAUACAGGAUACAGCUUUUGCAAGGUAUAUAAAGAAGAGCUCCCAUGUUUGUUAACUUUUCAUGCCUACAAAACAGAUUAUCAUGCCUUCAGGAAACGCUACAGAUUUUGUACCUGCGCACUUAGACCCGGCCGCCGAUCUCAAGGAUCUCGAAGCCAACAAAGGGGAGACGGAGCAUGUUGAACAUGCCUCUGUCAAGAAUGAAGAGGGCGACCUCGGCUUCGCUAUCAGCGAGGACAACAGUAAGCCCCGUAAAGGUCUGAGAAGGCUUCUGCGACGCAAUCCUUCCGCCGAAUUCCUUCGAGAAGUGGCAGAGGCCAACGAACAUGAACUUGACCCUGUUGAAGUGAAGAAAGUUGAGAGAAAGCUUUUCUGGCUCUUUGUCCCUGCUCUUGCUGUCGAUUAUGCCUUUUAUUAUAUAGACAAGACCACAUUGUCCUAUGCUGCGCUUUUCGGUCUGAAGGAAGACUUGAAGUUGCAUGGUACUGACUACUCAAAUCUUUCCUCAAUCUUCUAUGUUGGCUGGAUCAUCUGGGCUAUCCCCGGCAACCUUCUAAUGGGAAAGUUUCCUCUGGCCAAGUAUCUAGCUAUCAACAUUUUCUUAUGGGGUAUUUUCCUCAUGGCUCAAGGUGCUUCACAAAAUUAUGGUGACAUGGUUGGACUUCGUUUCGUCUCUGGAAUGUUCGAGGCUGUUGCCGAUCCUUGCUUUGUCGCUCUUACCGGCAUGUGGUUUACCCGUAAACAACAGCCCACUAUCAUUGGCUACUGGUACAGCUUCAACGGUGUCGGUAUUGCCUUUGGCGGUUUGAUCGGAUACGGCAUCGGACAUAUCAAAAGUUCACUUGCCUCUUGGAGAUAUGAGUUCAUCAUCAUCGGAGCUGCCUGCUCCCUGUGGGCCAUUUUCAUGGGAAUCGUGCUCCCAGACGCGCCACACACCGCCAAAUGGUUGACACGGCGGGAGCAGAUCAUUGUUGUGUCGCGGAAAAGACAUGAUUACCACAACGUCGACCGACGCCAGUUCAAACUUGAUCAAGUCUUGGAGACGUUUAAAGACCCAAAGACCUAUCUUUACUUUCUGCUAGGCACAUUUGCCAACAUUCCAAAUGGAGCUACCAGCAAUUUUGGCACUCUUGUCAUCAAAGGCUUGAAUUUCACCACGAUGCAGACCACGCUUUUGCAGAUUCCUUACGGCGCCUUUAUCGCUUUCAUGAUUUAUAUGGCCAUUUAUGUCAAUCAUAAGACUCAUCGCUUCAACGUUCGAACACUCCUCAUGGCAUGUGUCACGGUCUUGACUGUGGUCGGAUUUGCCAUGAUGGCGUUCACCAAACCAACUGCAUCUCGUCUCAUUGGCUACUACUUCACUGGCUCUUCCAAUGCUGUUUUCGUCCUCGCCUUGUCAUUGGUAUCGGGUAAUGUAGGAGGAGUCACGAAGCGGGUACUUGCUUCGGCGUCUAUUUUCUUAGGUGUGGCUUUAGGAAACAUUGUUGGCCCCUAUUCGUUCUUGGACUCGGAGGCGCCUACUUAUCACACCGGUAUCAUUGUCUGCAUGUGCAGCCGUGCGGCAGAGAUCGUCGUGAUCCUUGCUCUCAGACUGUGCUUUGUCAUUCCAAACAAUCGUAGAGAUAAGAAGUUUGCUGAAGGGGAUGAGAGGUACGACCCGAACGUCCAGGUCUUUGAGGAUAUGACGGACAAGCAAAACUUGCACUUCCGUUACGUCGCCUAAUAUCAUUCACUGACACUUUCUGGGAUAUUGAAGAUGAUGAUUACUGGUCAAAUAUCAAGGGAUUCCUCUGUGGGCUUGGUCAUACGAAGAGAGACCGUGUGUUCUAAUGUAAACGAAGAAGCAUUGAGAAGAAAAUUGGCUUCAUCUUGUAGAUUUAUGUAACUGUACCAUUAAACUGAGUUCCUGUAACGGUA
Cryptococcus deneoformans JEC21 is the source of this 2675-nucleotide messenger RNA. RefSeq lists its product as hypothetical. Gene Ontology annotation, molecular function: transmembrane transporter activity. Gene Ontology annotation, cellular component: membrane. Gene Ontology annotation, biological process: transmembrane transport. The record is from RefSeq and is a predicted model, not a curated record. The coding region runs from base 820 to 2481 and encodes 553 amino acids. NCBI's taxonomy places the organism in Eukaryota, Fungi, Basidiomycota, Tremellomycetes, Tremellales, Cryptococcaceae. The transcript is spliced from 12 exons.